CGAAAGACAGCACGAGACUCGAAUGCGAUAUCGAUAGCCCGUGAGCAUCGAUUGUGCGAACCUUCCCUGUUAAUGGCAAAAAAGAAGAAGCGAGAAAAGAAUUUUAGAAGAAAGCAACUGCAAUUUUGUCAUAAUCUAGGUGCAAUUCGCAAUGAAUAAUGGAAAAUAGACAGUCCAGUGCCAGUGAUGUGAUAGUGCCAGAGCUCUACUUCCUCAUCUCCAAGUUCCUGGCUGCGGGGCCGCUGGAGGAGACGGGAAAGGUGUUAAUCCGCGAGCUCGAGGAGAAGAAGGUUCUGCCCCGUCGCAUUGAUUGGCUGGGGAAUGAGCAUGAACAGACCUUUGCCGAAUUGGAAAAAAAAUACGCGCACAUUGGCGCCCAACAUUUGCUGGAGAUAUGCGGCCGCCUGUGCCCUCUGGUGGACCGGGAACUGCCACCCAGUGUGCCGGGAAUAAACUCGCUGCUGGGCCGUGGGCGACAGAACCUGCUGCGUACCAAGGAGACCGUUUACAGUCAUCGCUCGCUAAGAGACUACUGCACUACAUUGCAUGGCGUCUCCCUUCCGGACUCGAACCUAACCAAGUCCACACACAACUUGAGCCGCGUCCUUGCUGGCCGGGAACAUGGCUGCAAUGUGCGGCGCAAGCUGCUCGUGCCCACGGAAAUUUAUCGUAAGACGAAGCUCCUCCGCCGCACCGUGGGCCACCUGUCUUCGGUGUAUUGCGUGCUCUUCGACCGCACUGGACGCUACAUAAUCACGGGAGCCGAUGAUCUGCUCAUCAAGAUAUGGUCGGCUGCAGAUGGUCGUCUGCUGGCCACCUUGCGCGGCGCCUCUGCUGAGAUCACGGACAUUGCCAUUAACCUGGACAAUACAAUGCUGGCCGCAGGAUCGUUGGAUCACAUCCUUAGGGUGUGGGAUAUGCAGACCACCUCACCUAUCGCCGUCCUGUCUGCCCACACUGGCAUGAUAACGUCGGUGAACUUCUGUCCCUCGCCUCGCAGCGAUUUGAAGUAUCUGGUGACGACUAGCACGGAUGGGUCAAUAGCCUUCUGGCAGUACUCCACGCCGCGCGGCCAGAAGAUUACAUUUGCUCCGAAGCCGACACAGUACCACGAGAAGCUGCGCCCCGGCCAGGCACAGAUGAUGUGCACCACAUUCUCGCCGGGUGGCAUAUUCCUGGCCGCCGGCUCAGCUGAUCACCAUGUGCGCGUCUACAUGAUGGGCGAGGACGGACCGAAACGGAUUCUGGAAACGGAGGCUUACACCGAUGCCGUAGACUCGGUGCAGUGGUCGCACCGUGGCCUGAGAUUCAUUUCGGGCAGCAAAGAUGGUACAGCUCACAUCUGGACCUUUGAGUCGCAACAGUGGAAAAGCGCCAAGCUGUGUAUGACGGAGCGCCUGCCCAGCUGUCCGCAGCCGGAGGAGGGAAAGAAGCUGAAGGUCACCAUGGUGGCCUGGGAUGCCUCAGACCGUUAUGUUAUCACCGCCGUCAACGAUUUCACCAUUAAAAUCUGGGACUCGAAAUCAGCCAAGCUGCAUCGCGUCUUGCGCGGCCACAGGGACGAGCUUUAUGUACUGGAGUCGAACCCUAGGGAUGAACAUGUCCUGCUCUCUGCUGGCCACGACGGCCAGGUGUUCUUGUGGGACAUUGACCAGGGUGUUUAUGUUGCAAACUUCCUCAAUGAUAUCGAUGGCCAGGGCCAUGGCUGCCUCUUUGAUGCCAAGUGGUCGCCAGAUGGCACAAUGAUAGCCGCCACAGACUCUCAUGGACACAUCCUGAUCUUUGGCCUGGGAAUGUGUAUUGAGAAAUACAAAAUGCUGCCCACCGAGCUCUUCUUCCACACGGAUUUCCGGCCCUUGCUGCGCGACGCCCAACAACAUGUGGUGGACGAACAGACUCAGAUAAUGCCGCAUCUCAUGCCGCCGCCAUUUUUGGUCGACGCCGAUGGCAACCCGCAUCCCUCCAAGUACCAACGCUUCGUCCCGGGCAGGGAGAGCUGCAGCAUGGACCAAUUGAUACCCAAUUUGACGGUAGGCGUGGAUGGCGUCGUGAUCGAUGACAAUGCCAACGCUCAGCUGAAUGCUGACGGUGUUGCUGCUCCUGCUGCGCCGGUUGGUGCGCCCGCUCCAGCCUCUCCCGCAAUUGGUGGCCCAGGUGCAGGAGGAGGAGGAGGAGGAGCAGCUGGAGCCAACUACUCGCACAUAGACCGCAUGAUCGCAGCCCUGGCCAAUCGCCAGUCGGGCAAUGCCAACGUCAACGAAGCCAAUGCGAGCAAUGCCAACCAAUCUUUCGAGCGCCUGACCAACCGACAACCGCUUCCCGACUCCAAUGGCAGACAGUCCUCUCGCGGCAAUGUUCUGGGCAGCCGUAUGGGUACACCACGCCAAGGAUGGGGCGCGGCAGCGGCUCCAGCUGCGGAGGAGGCCCUGCUACCGCCGGCAGAGCCAUUGGGACAGGCGGCACCAGCGCAAGCCCAGCAGGCGCUACCACUUAAGUUUGUCCGCCGCACAUAUGUGCGUCCCAUGAAGUACGCUCAGUUGCAGAACCUUAAGCAGACCAUAUACGCCGCCGGCCAGUUCGAGAAACAGGAAUACAAGCGGGAAAUGCGUCGCCGACCCAUAAUGAUCAAUACGGCCAGUGUGGCGUCAUCGCAGCUAGCUGGCGUUGUGGGCAGACCGCGCAAUACGAGAGCCAAUGGAAGCGGAGGCAGUGGUGGAGGAGGCGCAAGACCGGCUCGGAGGCGUGGAGCCCAGUCAGGAGCCGGACAACAGCAACCGGCCUAUCGUACGCGUGCUGUGCGUUCGCAGGAGCCGGAGCCAUACGAUGAAGUGGCACCGCCCCACGAGGAAGAGGAAGAUGACGUUUCCAGCAACUCAUCUGGUGACACAAGCUACUCAAAUGUGGAAGAAAACCUGGAGGACAGUAGCGACGAGUCGGAUACGGACAGCUCCGACUACUCGGACUGGGUGGCGGACACCCCGGGACCGAACCUGGAGCCGCCCAAGCGCUCCAAGCGCAAACCGCUCUCCCGCCGACCUCUUAGCAGCGAUGACAGUAGCGAUGAUGAAGCAGCAGCCGGCCGAGCAACUGGUGGCCAGGUUCAGGCCCGCAAGGUGGGCCGUAAGACUGUCCUGAUUCCGCCCACAGAUGCGAAUGGCGAGAUACCGGAACUGUAUCGUCCCGCCGAAUGGCUUUCCGAGGUGAUUCCCCGCAAGGCGCCCUACUACCCCCAAAUGGGUGACGAGGUGGUUUACUUCAGGCAGGGACAUGCCAAGUACUUGGACGCUGUUCGCACGAAGAAGGUCUACAAGCUGUCGCACAGCUCGGAACCCUGGAACUUUCACACGCUGCGGGACCACGAGCUGGUCCGUGUCAUUGGCAUUAAGUACGAGAUCCGGCCGCCUAGACUGUGCUGCCUGAAGCUGGCCAUCAUCGAUGAAGAGGGUAACAUGACGGGGACCUCGUUUAAGAUCAAAUACCAUGACAUGCCCGAUGUCCUGGACUUUCUGGUGCUGCGCCAGACCUUCGAUUUGGCGGUGCAGCGCAACUGGAGCAUUGGUGAUCGCUUUCGCUGCAUGAUCGUUGACGGCUGGUGGAUGGGACAGAUCGAGUCGCGCCACCCCCUCUCUGCAGACUUCCCCGAUUCCUUUUUCAUGUGCUUCCGCGUGCGCUGGGACAACGGUGAAUACGAAUUCAUGAGUCCCUGGGAUAUGGAGCCGAUUGAUCAGGAACGUGUGCCGGACGAGGUCGGAGGUGCUGUACCGGUGCUGCCAGAAGAGAUUCGCGCCACCCUGUACCAGCCCAAGUCGGAGGAGUGGCAUCGUGGAGAUCGUGAUGGCACAUGUCGACGCAUUAUCAAUGGCCUGGAGCAGGUUAUGCGUCUGUCCAUCGCUGAGCACUUUCUGGCUCCUGUGGACCUUAAUAUCUAUCCGGACUACGCUUACCUGAUCGAGUAUCCCAUCGAUCUGACCACGGUCAAGUCACGCUUCGAGAAUCACUUCUAUCGCCGCAUCACCUCAGCACAGUUCGAUGUGCGCUAUCUGGCCACCAAUGCGGAGCAGUAUAACCGCCGGCACACGAUUAUCGUCAAGCAUUCCCGGAUUGUCACCGAUCUCUGUCUAAGGAUUAUCAGGGAAGCGGAUGAGAUUGAUGUGGCUGCCGUCUAUCAUCAGCUGGUGGAUGUAUAUCACUCAUCCGAGUCGGAAAACGAAGCGGAUUCGGAUGUAGUACCGUCGACCAGCACAGGGCCCACCACAUCGGCAGCUGCAGCAGCAGCCAGACAAAGAGUAUCCUCCACCCGACGCUCCACUCGUACUCAUUCGGAGGGCGAUUGGCGCGCCGACUGCCGGCAGUUGCUGGAUUUGAUGUGGGCGCGUACGGAUUCGAUGCCGUUCCGAGAACCCGUGGACACCAUUGAGUUUCCCGACUACCUGGAGAUCAUUGCCACUCCCAUGGAUCUGCGUACAGUGAAGGAGGAUUUGCUGGGUGGGAACUAUGAUGAUCCGCUGGACUUUGCCAAGGAUGUGAGGCUUAUAUUCCAAAACUCGAAGAACUACAACACCAACAAGCGCUCGCGGGAUAAUCUAGCGAUAUAUGCCAUGACACUGCGUUUGAGCGCUCUAUUUGAGUCCCACAUUAAGACGGUAGUCACCAGCUGGAAGGCGGCCUGCAGGAGAGCGAAUAAAACGAAGUCAGGCAGCAGUGGUGGCGGAGGACGUGGUGGCUCAAGCAGUCCCAACAAGCGGGCCAACAAGGAGCGAUCGACGCGUCGUAAACAGAAGCCAUCGGCUGCAGCUAGACGGUUACCGAUGGCCCACUCUAGCGACGAGGACGAGGAUGAUGAUGACGAUGAUGAUGAUGAGGACGGCAGAGCGGCUGCGUCAAGAGCCUCACGAUCUCGCCGUCGGAACGGUGUUGCCGUCACUGCCAGCUCUUCGGGCUCCAACCGCGUCACAUCUUCAUCUACCACGCAGCAGCGCAGGCACAAGAGCAGCAGCAGCGAGGAAGAGGAGGAAGAAUCCAGUGCACAGGCCACCUCAGAUGCUAGCAGUGAUGAGGAGGAGGAGGAUGAUGCCCACUCUAAUGCCAGUUCCCCAGAGCAAAUACGCACGCGCCGGGGCAGACAGAGGCAACGUGUCAAUGACGAUGAGUCCAUUGCUAACGAUUCCGAGGAUAGUUAUAAUCCCAAUGAGGGACGCAGCAGUGGCCGGCGAUCGGGAAACAAACGACCGUCGAGCAACCGGAACAGAGACAGCGGCCACCCCAGUAAACGUCGGCGUGUGAACAAGAGUCCAGCCAAUGUGGCCUCCGCCUCUGGGCCUUCUCGCCGGACUCGUCGCCUGUUGGGCAGUUCAGCCGAGGAGGCGGCCCUCUCACAGCUCGACGAGAGCACCCAGGACAGCCAGACGGGACGUCGUAAAGGUAGAUCAGCCACAAACCGCUCCCAGCCAAUUGGCAACGGUCCCAGUACGAGUGCUGCUGCGGCUGCCAGUGGCUCCGGCAGCCUUGAGAGCCCCUCUCGAAAAACUCGCACCAAUGGUAACCGGACAACGUCGAGCCAUCAUGCUGCCGAAAAUGAUCACAGCUAUCACCUGCCAGUGCGCAACGGGCGCAUCAUAGAAUCGGAUACGGAUUCCCACGGACCUAUGAGCAGACCAACUCGCCAGAGCACCAAGCGGGCUCUAAUGGAUUGGGGACGUGGCAGCGACAUCGAAGAGGAGGACAGCGAUGAUGCCGAAGAGAUCCUGCCCACGCCCACGAAGGAUGACGUACCGUCGACUAGCAGAGCUGCUUUAGCUCAGGCCGCCGCCAGUGGACCUGUCCGUCAGUUGCGUACGAAUCGCAACACUGUCAUCCGACCGGCCCAUAGCGACGACGACGAUGAUGAUGACAGUGACAACGAGCCUUUGGCCAACAAUCAGCAAAAAAAUUCACAACCUCCCGCAAAAUCAAACUCAACGGCGGCAGCACCUCAUCCGCUCUCCCUUCGUCGCCGUUUGGUCUCGCCGCUGGAACGAAGUCCACACAUGACACGCUCGCAUGCCACCUCGACGACCACUACAACGUCCUCGGUCGCAGGAUCUCAGGCACAGCAGCAGCCACCGGCGCUUUCUACUCAUGACCACAACUACCUGGGCAACCUGAACUCGUCCCGGACCCCGCGACGCAUUCUGUCUCGCCAUCAGCGCAAUGCGGAUGAGUUGGAUACGAGCCCGGAUCCUCUGGAGAGUUCCCGCCUGCAUACAGCCAUAGUCAAUCACCGGCGUCCCACCUCAACGACGACAAAUAGUACCAGUAACAGCACCAGCCAUAUGGUCACCAGACGUCUGCGAGGACGUGUCAGUCAGGCGAACUCUCAGGACGAGGACGAGGAGCAAGAACAGGAAGAGGAUGAAGCAGCUGCCUCCGACGAGGGCACCGAUGGCGGCUCUAGCACACAAUUGAACGAGGACGAGGAAGAAGAUGAUGAUGAUGAUGAUGACGACGAGGAAGAGGACUCCGACUCGGAAGACAAUCAGCCACUGACCAGCUACGUUUCGCCCAGCAACGGGCGCACCCGCCCACGUGAAGCGAAGACUUCCUCCUCCUCGGCAACGGCACAGGAGCGCCCGCUACGGCGCACACGUCGCCGGCCCUCCGAUCAAUCCUUUGUCAACGACAAUGAUGAUGACGAUGAUUAUGUGGUGCCACGCAGUCGGCGGAGCGCGAAUCGAAGCUCCAAUCAGCGUGGCGGAGGCCGUAAUCAGAAACGUCCACGCUACAACGAGGAAUCUGACGAGGAGGAAGCGGCGGCAGCAGCCAGAUCUUCUCAUCGCAGUAAACGAAUUCGCAAUGGGGAUGCCCAUGCCAGCAGCCAGGAGAGAUCACGAUCCGCCGACCACGGGCACGCCGCGGAGGACGACGACGAGGAAGAGGCUGCCAGCUCAGGGGACAGCGAUGGCCAGCGUGUUAGCGUAAGCAGCCGGGGCAGGGUGCGAAAGAUUUCGGCAAAGGCGCGUGGCAUGUUCAAGGAGUGACCGCAGACUGUUUUUUGUAUAAAUUAAAUCUAAAAUGGCGAAUCCCUGUAGCAACGUCGCUUUCUUAUUAUUGAUUAAUGUGUAAGAGUAAACCACGUCGUCACCUGUCAUUGCCCCACGUCUCAGUCGCCAUCAUUGUCCAGUCCAUGCCAGCACACAAGAAUCCCCAUCAAACCAUCAAACCAGCCCAGACAAGGAGUGUUCGUUCUCGUCAUCAACAUCCACAUCCGUCAUUCUUCAAUCGUUAUGUUCAAGUCUUGGGCUGAUCAUUGGCCUCCGCCCUACGUACUAUGUGUAGGGCGGGGUUUAUCUGUAUUUCUAUAAUAUAUAGGUACUAUCAUACAUAUAUAUUACAAAGGUAGCACUCGGAAUCACACUUCAUUUAAAAUAGUUUUAGAAUAAAGUAUCAUGAAAAAAACUGUAA
Molecule: messenger RNA, 7440 nt
Organism: Drosophila serrata
Lineage: Eukaryota; Metazoa; Arthropoda; Insecta; Diptera; Drosophilidae
Gene: BRWD3
Product: bromodomain and WD repeat-containing protein
Biological process (GO): regulation of cell shape; cytoskeleton organization; regulation of transcription by RNA polymerase II
Cellular component (GO): nucleus
Molecular function (GO): protein binding
Source: RefSeq, a predicted model, not a curated record